CCUGACCUGGACUAUAGAAUGGAACAGUGCACAACCUCAAGAACAGAUCUUAGGCAGUGAGCAUGUGAGAUUUCAAGGCAAAGAGCAAUGAAAACUGACAACAAAACUGGGAUCAUGAUGGAAAACUCUUGAGAAACUGGCCUGUCUGCAGUUCGGAAUGAAACAGUGAGUUUGACUUUUUCUUUUGUUUUCCCUUGUUCAUCUGAUUUUAAGUAAAAAAAAUACAGCCAAAGACAGAGGCAGGAUGGGCUGCACACCUUCUCACAGUGAGAUUGCUAAUACUAUUGCAAGAAGUGGUCUUAGGGCUUUGACUACACCCAAAAGUAUUUUGCAUAUUGAUCCUAGAGAUAAAGGAAUCUCUCUGCUGGUUAAAGGUUCAUCUUGCUACAAUAUUGACGAAUUCCCCCACUGUGAGACCCAGGGGAAAGAUUACCUAAAGGAAAAGGAGGCUAAACUACCAGAACAGGACAAAAAUGAUGAUUUGCAGUUAUCUUCUGAGGCUCAUCCAGAUCCCCAGAUUUCUGAGGAAGACAAGAAAAUUCAGAGGACAUCCACAGAUGCUGAGACUGUGAUGUCUGCGCUGAUUGAAUCUCAAAAGCACAUCACUGAGGCCAUACAGAUCAGAAAGCAAAGCUCCUGUGAAUCAGAAGCAUCAGCUUUCAUUUGGGAUGACAAGAAUGAAAGCAAUGUGAAGCAAAUCCCAAAGAAAGGAAAGAAGCAAAAAAAUCAUAAACUGGCAAAGCAAGGUCGACCUAGUAAAGUUAAAGAGAAGUCCUUUUCAGCCCUGUGUGAGACAGAGAAAAAGGUAGAUUUCCCUGAACUGCUUGUUAAGGCUCACCAGAGUGCAUAUGCCUACUUAAAUCCCAACCUCUCCAAGUAUGAAACUAUACUUCACAUGGCCAGCCAGGCUACCCAGACUCAGCUCUUCCUACAGCAGAUGGUAAGCUUUCUCCUUCUUCACUACGAUGAAAUCAACCAGCUCCUGGAAGAAAUCACCAAUGAUGGGGAAAAUCUUCUCAGAGAUGUAGGUGGGAAUUUGGCCUGGCCAGCAGAAAAAGGUGAUCUGAAGGAGCACCCUGAUCUUCUGCAACAACUACUGCAGUACACAGUCAAUAAAAUGCAGUUACUGAGUGGGACACUGGCCUCCCUCACCUCCGAUGCCCUACAGGAGACGUGCAACUACUUGCAGUCUGCUGCAAACAAUUUAGAAGGAAAACUGAAAGCAAAGCAAAGCUUUGAUGAGCGACUGCUGCGGACAGUAAGGCUGCUUGAAGCCUCAACAGUGGGAUCUUCUCAGUCCCACGGUGAUGACAGGACUCUCUAUUCUGAGGACAGUGGCAUUGGUGUGGACAGUGAAUCUCUCAAAGAGUUCAGUGCUCUCAGCCAGCAUGGAGGACAAGGAAGCUGUGAUCCCUAUACACACGGGAAUCUGUCCCAAAAACACACCAGAACAGUGGAGCACACACAUAAUAGUACAGUGUCACCAGGCACAGCCACAUCCCGCGGCUGUGUACUUGAAAGGCAUUUUAAAGAUACAGUUUAUUCAUCCACGCAGAGUAAGGAAGCAACAUCUUGUCAGGGUGGAGUACCAGGAGGCAUUUCUACCAUGCCCCAAUGUGCAAACUUGAGCAAAAGCCAUUCCUACAACUCCUUCCAGUCUGACUCGACUCAGGACGGUGAUAAUUUCAAAAUCUGCGACUCAACAGAUUUUCCUUCUGAAGAUGAGGAUGAAGAGAGCACCCUGGGGGAGGAUGACAACACAAGUUUAUCAGAAAUGGGGAAGGAUGCUUUGCCAAGGAGGCCCCUGUCUUCACCUGCAGUCACUGAUAACACACAAAGGCAAUCCAUCAAAAGGACAGAGAAUGUGGAGACAGAGGAGAUUAUUCUGAAGAUGAAAGAUGCCAUCAGUGAAAAAAUCAAGUUUGUCCCAGCUAAAUCUGGGUGUAAAGAAUGGAUAGAGGAUGACAGUGGAAGAGCAGUCCGAACAACAAGGCCCAGUACAGCAACGGGCAGCCAAAAAACCGUCAGGAAACAACGACGUUCCAGGUCAGAAGAAUCCCUCAGAAGCCAGGCAGAGGACCCAACCCUCUUAGAGCUUCAGAGAACUCAGAAAGAGCUCAGCAAAAGGCUGGAAAUGUUUUAUGGAAAGGAUACAGAUAACAACCCAGAGCCCUGGAAAUCAAGAACAGCACUUUGUUUGCAGGAGGAGCAAAACACACCUAGGUCCUCUAGCAAACUGAAGGCGUGCCUCUCAAAAAACUUCAGCAUCCUGCCUAACCAGGAUAAAGUCCCUUUGUUCAUGGUUGACCAAAAUCCUGGCCAUCAGCUGGAUGAAGAAAAAGGCAGGAAGCCUUUGAGAGCUGCUGUGCCUACCCAAGAGGUAUCAGGAGGCAAUGAAAAGGAGCCUCCUGGAGCACAAAUGCUCAGUGGCAGCAGCUGUGCCCCCCGCCAGUCUGUCAAAAAGCUUAUUGAAACAUUCAGUCCUGUUGACACUCUUGUGAAAGAUGCACAUUUAAGAUCUUUAGGACCAAUAAAGUGCAUCAGAAAAUUUGGACUUCCAGUCAUCCCACCCACCCUUCCCUUUCAGAGAGGCCUGGCACCUUUAAAUCUUAAGCAUCGUAUUUCACCAGUAGAAGACACAGACCCUUCAAACACUAGUGGAGUUUCUUCUAGCUUUCCAAAUGCCUUUCCUCCUGCACCAGCUGCAGAAUUAAGCAAGAAGGACACAAAGGAAGAGACUGAUGUAGACACUGAGAACUUGCCACCACCACCACCGGAAAUGUUAAUGGACACUUAUUCUGACUUAUCUGAGCCUGAAGAAACUGCAAGAAUAGAAGGAAACUUUUCAGAAGAUGCCAAAAAGCUCACCAAAACAGAAUUUCAUGCUACUAAGAGAUCACAAGUUUCCCCAAAAAUGAAAGCCUCCCUUCAGUCCAUUGACUUACUGCCAAAUAAAAGCCUCAGUGGCCCCAGUGUGACUUCUAAUAAGGGUCCAAGGAAUACCAGAGCAGGGGACGAGAAAGUGCAGAAGUACUCCCUGGAGCUGAACCCUACCAACAUGCACAUCCCUAGCCAGGAGGAGAUACUGGCAACCCAGAGAAAAGAAGCUGCAGAUCUGUACAGGCAAACCCAUAAAAUUAUUCCUCUUCAAAAUCCCAGUGGGGUUUCAAAGCCACACAGAAACAGCCCCGAGAGCAAAGAGCCCAAUUCACCUGCAACUUCAGUGCAAUACCAGAAGCACGGUUCUCCAGACUCACUCAGGAGAAACGAAAAAGGCUCAGCGUUUGCCAGGAGGGUCUCCCCAACAAGAACUCCCUCUCCACCAACUGAGAAACGGGUGUUCAGCCCCCCGGCACACCACAGGCACAGUCUGCAACCUUCUAGCAACCCACAGCUGAGCUCACCCCCCAUGCAGAGGAAACCCAGUCCCCCCUCUAGCCCCAGGGUGCCCAGCCCACCCCUACAGAAGAAGCUACCCUCUCCACCACCCCAGAGAAAACCCCUCAGCCCUCCCGUUGGGCACAAGCAGAGCUCCCCAACGCCGCACCGGCCGCUGGGCUCCCCAGCCUACCGCCGAGAUGUGAGCCCUCCUUCAUUCCACACCACUCCUUCCCCACCAACCUCUCCAUCCCGCCCCUACAAGGGACUGAGAGCUGGGCUGGAUGCUGGGGAUGAGCACCAGCUCUCCUCCUCCAAGAGGAGCAGCAAUGUCCGUUCAAUAUUUUGCCCAGCCACAUCUUCCUUAUUCGAAGCCAGACCUCCACCAGUACCCAUGAAACCCGCUGCAGAGGUGACCAGCCAGCCUGAAGCUUUGCCACUUUCCCAAAAGAGCAAUCUGCUUUUCCACCAGCCUGCAGACCGGGCCAGAAAGCUGUCCCUGAGCGCUGCCAAUCCUCAGCCAUUCGUAAGGAGAAGUUACUCUGACCGUCGACCAGGGGUGCAGUUUCGUCUUCCAGCUCCUGUAACAGCUAGCAGUGAACCCGCACUUAACCAAGCAAGCUUGGAGGAGAGCCCUAGGAAAGCAAGUGACUCUUGGAACAGCCUCUGCAGUCCUGAAAUCAGAGAGUCCAACAGAUCUGCUUCUCACCCCGAGCUGUUCAUCGUGGGCCAGGGGCUGCAGAGGGACUGACAGCAGAAGCACCCAUGAAGGCAGAGACAUGAGCAAGGCCAGAGCCCCCACAGGGAAGAAACAGCCUUACGCAAGCCGCCAAAAUGUGGCUUUUUUCCUCUCAAGCUAAAAAUGUAAUGGCAUUGGAGCUAAAAACCCAAACUGGCUGAAGAAAUCUAAUGAAAUACCAGAGGGCCAGCUGCUUCUCCUUUGAUUGCAUUUCAUGGUUUAACUCAAAGAUCUGCACUGAGCCAAAGAAACACUUUGCAGCUGGGUGAGUCAGAGGCAAAUUGGUUUGAUAAAGACAGCACCUGUAGCCAAGUCCUUUGUUUCACUGUUUAGGUAAAGUAGUUCAAGAAUUAUCAGAAAUAAUCAUUAUUUGCCAUGCUACCUAUUCAGGAGGCAUCACAAUUUU
Neopsephotus bourkii (Bourke's parrot) is the source of this 4523-nucleotide messenger RNA. It is a transcript of the gene PCARE, whose product is annotated as photoreceptor cilium actin regulator. Lineage: Eukaryota; Metazoa; Chordata; Aves; Psittaciformes; Psittacidae. The coding region runs from base 245 to 4129 and encodes 1294 amino acids. Gene Ontology annotation, biological process: photoreceptor cell outer segment organization; protein localization to photoreceptor outer segment. Gene Ontology annotation, cellular component: photoreceptor outer segment; photoreceptor inner segment. The transcript is spliced from 2 exons. The record is from RefSeq and is a predicted model, not a curated record.